Molecule: messenger RNA, 864 nt
Organism: Meyerozyma guilliermondii ATCC 6260
Lineage: Eukaryota; Fungi; Ascomycota; Pichiomycetes; Serinales; Debaryomycetaceae
Gene: IPP1
Product: inorganic diphosphatase
Exons: 1
Coding region: 1-864 (287 amino acids)
Biological process (GO): phosphate-containing compound metabolic process
Cellular component (GO): cytoplasm; nucleus
Molecular function (GO): magnesium ion binding; inorganic diphosphate phosphatase activity
Source: RefSeq, a predicted model, not a curated record
AUGUCUUACGCUCCCCGCCAAAUUGGUGCCGCUAACACCUUCGAUUACAAGGUUUACAUUGAGAAGAAUGGCCAACCUGUGUCUCCUUUCCAUGACAUUCCAUUGUACGCCAACGAAGAGAAAACCAUCUUGAACAUGAUCGUUGAGGUACCAAGAUGGACCAAUGCCAAGUUGGAGAUUUCAAAAGAACAGAAGCUCAACCCAAUUAUUCAAGACACCAAAAAGGGUAAAUUGAGAUUCGUUCGUAACUGUUUCCCUCACCAUGGCUACAUUCACAACUACGGUGCAUUCCCCCAGACUUGGGAAGACCCUAACGUGACCCACCCAGAGACCAAGGCCAAGGGUGACAACGAUCCUUUGGACGUUUGUGAAAUUGGUGAGGCUGUUGCCACUGUAGGUGAAGUGAAGCAGGUGAAAGUUUUGGGUGUCAUGGCUCUCUUGGAUGAGGGUGAGACCGAUUGGAAAAUCAUUGUCAUUGACGUCAAUGACCCAUUGGCCAGCAAGUUGAACGACAUUGAGGACGUGGAGACCCACUUGCCCGGUUUGUUGCGCGCCACCAACGAGUGGUUCAGAAUCUACAAGAUCCCAGAUGGUAAGCCAGAAAACCAAUUCGCCUUUUCCGGUGAAUGUAAGAACAAAAAAUACGCCGAAGAGAUCAUCUCCGAGUGCGCUGAGGCUUGGGAUAAGUUGAUCAAGGGCGAAGCUGCUGAUUCCAAGGGCAUCUCUUUGGAGAACACCACAAUCCUGAACAGUGCUUCCUACUCACCCGCAGUGGCCUCUGAGAUUCCUGCCGCCUCUCCAUUGCCACCAGCACCCAUCGAUAAGUCGAUUGACAAGUGGUUUUUUAUUGCCGGUGCACACUAG